AUGAAACACUUAGACGCUUCAUUUAGCCGUUGUCACGUGACGUGGGUGUUUUGAAUCACGCUUCGGAUCAGUGUUUCGAAUCAUCUUUGCUUCGGGAUCUCGCAAAGCUUCGGAACGUCUGUUUCGCGCCAGCCAUCCUUAGUUUGAGAUGCGCCUUGCCUCGCCUGAAAUGUAGGCGAGAGUAGGCGGCUGCAAUCAUAGACAUUAUGUCUAUGGCUGCAGUGAGGAGAGUAGUGAAAAAAGUGCAGGCAAGCCGGACACUUCCUGAAUCUCGCUGUGUUGUGGACUGCAAACGUCAGCAAUGGAAGAGAUCGCGUUCUUUAUCGCAGACGAAGUGGAUGCAAUUGAAAUGUCACUGUUUUUACACGAAGAGAAUCACCGAAGGAUUCUGUGACAGUCAGCGGCGGUUCUGUCAUGUCAGUGUGGGUCACCCUGGUAGCUGGCAUGAUUCAAGGGCAUAUCGUUUGUCAGAGGUAGGCCGACUUCUUGAGGAAGAUCCACAUUCCCUGGUUCCUGAGGGUAUGCAUAUCAUUGGAGAUUCUGCAUACCCUCUUUUGCUUCAGCUAAUGAAGCCAUACAGAGACAAUGGCCACUUGACUGUCAGGCAGAGAUGGUUCAAUAGGAAACUGAAUUCUGCUCGUGUAGUCAUUGAGCAUGAAUUUGGAAUUUUAAAAUCAAAAUUCAGGAGACUCAGAUGUCUGCACAUGAAAAAAGUGAAGAGCAUUUCUUCCGCAGUCACAGCCUGUUGCAUUCUUCAUAACAUCUGCCUGAAAUCCAAUGACCACUUUGAGGAGCAUCUGCAGGCAGAUGAUAUGGAGGAUGACCCAUACCCACUAGAAGCCCACAUUCACAAUAAUGCAUCACAUCAUAGAGAUGCAAUCUGUGGCAGCCUGUGAACAGCACAUUGACUUGUUUUACCUUCAACACUUGCCUUAAACUUAUCUUAAGAUGAUGGUGGAUGGGAUUGUACAGGAUGAUAUUAAGCACUUAAUAUCAAAUGAUUGACAUAGUAUUCUGCCAGUCAACCACUGUCCCCUGUCUAGGGAGGAAUGUUUUGUGUUGUUAUCUCUGUAAUAAUGAUGUGAUGAGCAAUAAAAAUGAUGCGAUACACAUGGGAAUUGACUAUAUAGUUAAACUUUAUUUUUUAAUAGAUUGAUUAUCAUUUCUUGGGAUUUACAGAUUUUUUUGAGUUGUUCAAUUAUUUCUCCAAGGCAGGUAAGAGAUUUUUUUUCAAACACCCUUUUCCGCCUCUCUUUAAGCCUUCUUUGGCGCUCUAAGUCAGGCCGCACUAGUGACUCUAGAGCAGCUGUUCUCCUCUCUGAAUGCGCUUCAAAAACUUCACGGAAUGUGGAUCUUGUUUGUCUCCUGUGUAUUUCUGUGGAGGGCAUAGCAGUGGAGGGACCUGGUUGCUCUUCUGGGAGAGGCUGUUCUUGGGAGCUUGUGGCCUGUGCAGUUGAGGACUUCGGCACUGUAGUCUGGGAUGAGGUAGUGUUGAACAGGGGAGUUGAGCACAUUGUGCCUGAUGGUGCACUCCCAACUCCACAUUUCCCAAAUAAGUCUUCCAUUUGCUUUGAGAAAACAUGUAAAACAAUGUAAAUAGAGAUGCUUUAGAAAUUAUUUUAAGUAUAAACCCAGUGAUUCUGCAGUAAUUUCGAUACAAAAAGCACACCAACCUUGUAAUACUCCCAUGUAUCUUUUCCCUCUCCUGUUGACCGACACCGGUCUUUAGACCUUUUGUAGGUAGUUAUCAUGUUGCCAAGUUCUUUUUGCAAUUUUUCAUUGCUGAUGUUGUAACCUUUUUCUUUGAAAACUUGCUCAAGCUUUUUGUAGAAUGCAAUUUUAUUUCUAUAGUACAAAUGCAGAUACAUUUGUGUGAGAUCAAGCAGCAGCAGCAGUGUGGUCCUGUGUGUGAAUUCUAUGAAAACAGCAAUUUAUAAUUGUGAGAUAAACUUUUUUAUUUAUAUAUAUAUAUAUAUUGGAUAUUUUGAAACUGUGCAUACCUUGUUGGGUUUCUUGACAUUCUGACUGCAUGGAAGGGGAUUGAAGAUUUUGUGUUUGUGAGGAUUGUUGUGUGAGAUUUAUUUUCCUUAUUUCAACAGGGCACUCGACAAGGGAUGCUGGAUGAGUAAUCACUGGAUUGGGACACUGAGACAGAGUAGUAACAGGAGGAAAACACUGAGACAGAGUAGUAACAGGAGGGAAACACUGAGACAGUAGUAACAGGAGGGGGACACUGAGACAGAGAUGCUGGACGUGGAGGGGGACACUUGAGACAGAGUAGUAACAGGAGGGGGACACUAAGACAGAGAUGAUGGACAGUGGGUAGUAUCUGCCAAAGAGAACACAAUAAAAAAAUAAUAAAAUCCCCAUGAUCAUUUUAAAUGUUAUUAUGGUUAAAAAAAAUGCCUUACCUUGUUUCUGUUCUGCAUUUCUCACAUGUUGCAUUAUAUAUGCUGCAUGUUUUUUAUCUGUAAAAAGGAAUUUCAAUCAAUAAAAUAAAAUUA
Molecule: messenger RNA, 2504 nt
Organism: Xyrauchen texanus (razorback sucker)
Lineage: Eukaryota; Metazoa; Chordata; Actinopteri; Cypriniformes; Catostomidae
Exons: 2
Coding region: 207-896 (229 amino acids)
Source: RefSeq, a predicted model, not a curated record